AUGGCAGUACCUACCUUUGCUUUAUUUUUUCAAUCUGUUAAGGACCAAGCGAAACCCUAUGAUUCGAAGAAGAAUUGUUGGAUUCCCGAUGCUGAAGAUGGUUAUGUGGCGGGUGAGAUCACAUCCACUAAGGGAGACCAGGUUACGGUCGUAACCGCACGUGGAAAUGAGGUCACCCUUAAGAAGGAGCUGGUGCAGGAGAUGAAUCCACCAAAGUUCGAGAAGACUGAAGAUAUGUCUAACUUAACGUUCCUUAACGACGCAUCUGUGCUGCAUAAUCUGAGGUCACGUUACUCAGCCAUGCUGAUUUAUACAUAUUCCGGUCUUUUCUGUGUAGUCAUUAACCCGUAUAAACGACUUCCCAUCUACACGGAAUCUGUGGCGAAGAUGUUUAUGGGUAAACGAAGAACAGAAAUGCCGCCUCACUUAUUUGCUGUAUCCGAUUUGGCCUACAGAAACAUGCUACAAGAUCACGAAAAUCAAUCUAUGCUCAUUACGGGCGAGUCCGGGGCAGGAAAAACUGAAAAUACUAAAAAGGUUAUCGCAUACUUCGCUACCGUAGGUGCUAGCCAACAAGAAGGUUCAGCUACUGAUGGUAAAAAGAAAGUCACACUUGAAGACCAAAUUGUACAGACCAAUCCUGUAUUAGAGGCAUUCGGUAACGCUAAGACCGUUCGGAAUAACAACUCCUCUCGAUUCGGGAAGUUUAUUCGAAUCCACUUCUCAAAGGCAGGACGUCUUGCCUCUUGUGACAUCGAGCACUAUCUGCUGGAAAAAUCCCGUGUCAUUCGUCAAGCACCUGGCGAGCGUUGUUACCACAUAUUCUACCAGAUUUUCUCUGAUCACAAACCGGAAUUGAAAAAGUCUUUGGAGCUCGACAAACCGCUCAAAGAUUAUUGGUUUGUUGCUCAAGCUGAAUUAACCAUUGACGGUGUCAACGACAAAGAGGAGUUCCAACUCACUGACGAGGCUUUCGAUAUUCUCAAUUUUUCUGCUCAGGAAAAAAUGGAUUGCUAUCGCUUGAUGGCUGCUCUCAUGCAUAUGGGUAAUAUGAAGUUCAAGCAGAGGCCUCGUGAGGAGCAAGCCGAACCAGAUGGUACCGACGAAGCAGAGAAGGCGUCUAGCAUGUACGGUGUCGGUUUCGAAGACUUCUUAAAGGCUUUGACGAAACCACGUGUAAAAGUGGGAACCGAGUGGGUAUCUAAAGGACAGAAUCUUGAGCAAGUCAACUGGGCAAUCGGGGCCAUGGCUAAAGGACUCUACGCUCGCGUAUUCCACUGGCUGGUUAAGAAGUGCAACUUAACACUUGAUCAGCAAGGAAUCAAUCGUGAUUUCUUCAUUGGUGUGUUGGAUAUA
This is a messenger RNA of Angiostrongylus costaricensis, 1356 nucleotides long. The record is from the annotation of a GenBank genome assembly. NCBI's taxonomy places the organism in Eukaryota, Metazoa, Nematoda, Chromadorea, Rhabditida, Metastrongylidae.